Messenger RNA from Pygocentrus nattereri (red-bellied piranha), 5543 nucleotides. It is a transcript of the gene stx1a, whose product is annotated as syntaxin 1A (brain). Bases 167 to 1030 code for a protein of 287 amino acids. Gene Ontology annotation, biological process: synaptic vesicle fusion to presynaptic active zone membrane; exocytosis; intracellular protein transport. NCBI's taxonomy places the organism in Eukaryota, Metazoa, Chordata, Actinopteri, Characiformes, Serrasalmidae. Gene Ontology annotation, molecular function: SNARE binding; SNAP receptor activity. The record is from RefSeq and is a predicted model, not a curated record. Gene Ontology annotation, cellular component: endomembrane system; synaptic vesicle; SNARE complex. The transcript has 10 exons.
CAAACUCGAGCUGGAGGAAAGGAGGGAGGGGGAGUCGGAGAGAAAAAAGCUCUUCUAGUGAGGGAUGCGCGCUCGCGCCUCUCUGGGCUUCUCUGACUGGACUGACUCGCAGGAGCUUGUAGUUUUUUGGGGGGGUUUGCGAUCAGGGGGCUUUGUAGUUUGAAACAUGAAGGACCGCACACAAGAGCUGAGGCAUGGUAAGGACACCGAGGAAGAGGAGGAGGUGGCAGUGGGCAUGGAGAAAGGCUUCAUGGACGAGUUCUUUGAGCAGGUGGAGGAGAUCCGUGGCUUUAUCGACUCGCUGGCUGAGAAGGUAGAGGAGGUAAAGAGGAAACACAGUGCCAUCCUCGCCGCCCCAAACCCAGAUGAAAAAACGAAAGCAGAACUGGAAGAGCUGAUGACGGACAUCAAGAAGCUGGCCAACAAAGUGCGCUCCAAAUUAAAGAGCAUCCAGCAGACCAUUGAGCAGGAGGAGGGUCAGAACAGGUCUUCGGCUGACCUGAGGAUACGUAAGACACAGCAUUCCACUCUGUCCCGCAAGUUUGUGGAGGUAAUGUCUGAGUACAACGCCACACAAUCGAGCUACAGGGAGCGCUGCAAGGGCCGAAUCCAGAGACAACUGGAGAUCACUGGCAGGAAGACCACAAACGAGGAGCUGGAAAGCAUGCUGGAAAGUGACAACCCAGCUAUCUUCACUUCGGGGAUCAUCAUGGACUCCAACAUCACCCAGCAGGCCAUGAACGAGAUAGAGACCCGGCACAAUGAGAUCAUUAAGCUGGAGAACAGCAUUCGCGAGCUGCACGACAUGUUCAUGGACAUGGCCAUGCUGGUGGAGAGCCAGGGAGAGAUGAUCGACCGUAUAGAGUAUAAUGUGGAGCACGCGGUGGAUUACGUGGAGAGGGCUGUGUCAGACACCAAGAAGGCAGUAAAGUACCAGAGCAAAGCACGGAGGAAGAAAAUAAUGAUUCUGAUCUGCUGUGUGGUGUUAGGGAUUGUUAUUGCUUCCACUGUUGGUGGGGUUUUGGCCUGAAACACAGAACAACAUCUGACCGCAAACCUACACACACACACACGCACGCACGCACACAGACACACACACACACACAUGCUCGCUUGCACAGCAAAAUAACACAACACAUUGUCGCCCAACAGUGUCUGACCAGACGACACAGAACCAUGUAAAGGAGGAAGGAAGAGCUGUUUAGUUUUUUUGGUUUUUUUUUCCGCAUGAGGUUCUAUUUUGUAAAUGUGCGGUCCUGCGAUGUGUUGCUCUGGAUGUUGUGUGUCAAUGUAUGGAACAAACAAAGAAAAAAAAAGAAAUGACAUUUCUUUUUCACUGAACAUUGAAGUUCUGAAGGUGAAAAGAAAAAAGAUUAAUUGUUGUACACAAAGAAACUCGUCCCAGAUCACUGCCAUCGUCGACUACUUCAGUGGUGCUGAGAGCCAAACAAACGGAACGAUCGUAGAUUCUUUUUUCAUAAUGCUGUUAGGACGGGCCAGCAGACAGACGGAUGGAUGGACUAAAGAAUUUUGCUGGGAAUAAAAGGGACUCUCUGUGGUUGUCAUUGAAAUGAACUGUUAAGGUGACCCCAGUGUAUAUCUGGGUUUGUUUCCAAUAAGAUCAUCUAUAAAAUUUACAACCAGCACACAAAAAUCCAAACCUAAAACUUCCAAACCAGGCACCAGGCUGUGCUGCCUCUCAUGUUGGGGGCUACAGAAUUCAAUGGAUGGUUUAUUUCACACAAAAAGCACAAAUACUUUACACUAAAAUGACUGCUUUCAAAACUCUAAACACAAGGUGCAUAAUCUGUAUUGUAAUCACAUAUCAUGACUACUUGAUCAUUUCAUUGUCAAAUAAUCUGCAGAUUACUUGGAUUACUAAUAUAAAUGAUAGUGACCACUUUAACACAGUGUCUUUCUUUACCCAAAUUUCACCAAUUUGCUUAUAAGCAAUUCUUCCCACUGGCUAGAUCUCCCCCUCACAUAAGACCCUAGCAUAGCAUCUCUUCAGGCUCUGUUCGUUCUGUUACAGUUAGAAAUCGGUGUUCACGCUUGUGUUUAGUGUUUUCGAAAAGCAUAUUUAAGCAAUUGGGGUGUCAAUAAUCCUAAUAUUUUUAAUAUUAAGACCUAUGAGUAAACACAACCACCUCUAUUCAACCCUUAGGAGAGGUAAUCCUUUGAAAGCAGAACAACUAAAUAGCAAAAGAGUGAUGGAAAUGUUGCUGGUGUUAGUGAAGAAGAAGACCGCUCGUCUCUUCCUGCUUGCUUUUUUUGAGACUUUUUUUGGUGGGGUGGGUUGAGGAUCCAGCCAGUAUUCACGUGUCAUCCUAAACCCACUCGCAGCUGCUGCUUCAGCCAUGGCUGCACUUUCCAUUAUGCCUUGUUUCUGUGUGUAUGAGUGCAUACAGUGGGGGGAAAACAGGUACUUAUUUUUUGUUAUUUCCAAUACAUAUUAGAUUAAUAUGAGAUUAAGUGACCCUUAUUAGUCCCACUACAGGGAAAUUUCACCUCCCGCAUUUAACCCACCCGUGCAGUGAAACACCACAUACCCACUAGUGAGCACACACACACUAGGGGGAAGUGAGCACACUUGCCCGGAGCGGUGGGCAGCCCUAUCCUCAGCGCCUGGGGAGCAGUUGAGGGUUCCCUAACCCCUGGACCAUGACUUUAUUUACACACAUAAUGUAUUUUGACUUUGCAUAAGUAUGCCAACAAAAAAGUAUUCAUUCAUGAGCAUAAAAUGGCCUUGUUAGUCCUUUUUGCAAAGCUGUUGUUGGCAUAUAAGCCAUCAAAACAUCUACAGUAAAACGUAAUUAGCUUUUUUGCAGCACUGUGGUCCAAUUUUGGUCUAUUAUACUUGGCAACCCAUCUUCUUUUUUCCCUCUGAUGGGCUAUUGAUGAAACUACUGAUGGAUAGUUUCAAAAUUUUCAAUGGGAUUCAAGUCAGGAGACUGGCUGGGCCAUGCAAGCAAAUGAACAUUCUUUUAUAGAAACUGGUCUUGAGUUAUCUUGGCUGUAUGUUUAAUGCUGUUUUCUUGUUAAAAUGUCCGUCUUGUCACCAUAUUCAGUUUAUUGGCCAAUGAGAUAAAAUUCUCCCAUAAUAUCUCCUGAUAUAUAAUUCCAGUCAUGUUUCCUUGGACCAUGUAUAAAGCCCCAGUAUGGUUUGCAGAGAAGCAGCCCCAUAUGAUCCUCCCACCAUCAUUCUUCACUAUGGGUGUUCUUGCUCAUGUCAAGCUGAAUUCUUGUCAAAGAGUUCUAUUUUUGCUUCUUCUGACCUGCGUACUCUCAUCUCUGAGCUUCUGUUUCAGCAGAGGGCUUUUUGAGGCAUAAGAUGAUUACCAAUUCUACUGGCAGGCAUGUUUGAGGUCUUUCCUAUGGCUCUGUAGCUGUUCCAGUUGAGUGUGUAACCCCUUGAUAGGCCUAUGCCCACUGGUGAGCCCAAAACUUCUAAAAUGUAAAAAUAGCUCAGACAGUUAAAAGUAGCCACAUUUACAUGCAGCCCAAUAAUCCAUUAAUCAUCUGACUAACAGCUCAAACGGAAUAGAAUACAUCCAUGUAUACACCUCAUUUUGAAUAGACUAGUUCAACAGGCCAUUCAUUCAGUGUCUGUCUGAUUUAACAAGGUGGGAAAUCUUGUAAAUAAUCUGUCAAAAAAACGGUAAUAAUCAUGUAAACGCCUGUAUCUGAUUAUAUUCCCUAUCGGAAACUUUAAAUCCGUUCUGCAUGUGCGUCGCAUCAUAGUGAGAGUUUAUACUGUUCAACGUGGCGGAGCAGAAACUGGUCUGCAGAGGAGACGAAGUUUAUGCUCUGAUCGUUAUAAGGCGGCGGUGGGCUGGACGUCCAGCUUAUGUGUCUCAGAACACGACGUCAUCCUCUCGGCCUUCUUUAAUAAGUACAUGUGAAGGACGUUUUCCUGAGUCUGAUGUCAUUUUAAAGCAAUUAAAAACACAAGCGCACCAGCUGAGAACUCAGGCAAACAUACUACUGCUCAUCUCACUCUGACUGUGAUGCUUGUUGUCAUGGUUACGUCUACCUUAAGUGGUGCUCUACGCAUACACGUGAUUUUGGAUCGGAUUACUUGUAGUGAACAUGUAAACAGAGAUUUUCCAUCAGAUUGUUGAGUAGAGUGGUAAUAUAAACACCUCUAUAUAUAUAUAUAUAUAUAUAUAUAUAUAUAUAUCAAUAUAAACACCUCAAUAGAAACACUGAAUAUAUAAUCGAAUUUAUACAGCCAGUUAGUUCCGGCCAUACAUGCUGAUUGGUUGAGAGGCGUUCUAACCGUGUUGCUAUUUUGCCAUAAUAUUACAGGUUUUUCACUAACACUAUCACUCCGCUAAGAUGCCAUUGCUAAGCAACGGCUUCGACAGCUGUUGGAGACGCUCAAGCGUCAACAAAUGGACAAUUUUAAUGUCACAUUUGACUGACAGCUGAUUUGGUCAGACUCUGAAGAUGAGACGACACUAAAUUCCCAAACUAUCAGUCGGUCUGUGUGGAGCUGGAGAAUGAACUGCUGGCUGUGCAGCGAGUGGGCGGAGCUUGUUGCUCAGACAUAGCAACGAGCUGCUUGUUAAGGAACUAUAAUUUGGCGGAAGGAACGGCUGUAAUGAUCUACAGCGACUAAAUCACAGCUGUGAUGUUAUUUCAUGAUAACACUCUCCCUCUCGUGUUCUAUUGCUUAAGUAUUGAAUCAGUUUGAAGUCCCUGUAGUUACUGAAUAAUAAGCCUUAGUAUGUAAUAAGUUUGGGGUUUUAGGGGGUUUUUCUGGGGUCCUCCCUCAAGUUUGUGAUCGCUGCGUGAUGCCUGAAAUCUUCCCAACCAACAGCAACAUCUUUCAUAAUGAUACAGUCUGCAGGAGAACUUUUUUUUGCCAGCAUUACCAUCUACAAAUGGAUUUAUUUAUAUGUAACCUUCAAUAAGUACUUUUCCCCUAUCAGUUUAGUUAUUUUUGUUUUUGUAUUUGUACAAGACAUUGUGACAUUUGAAGUGGUUAUAUGAACUUAGUUUGUAUGUAAUAACAAACAAAAGUGUCUGAAUACUUUCCCCUUACUGUAUGUAUGUAUGUGGGUGUGUGUGCAUUUCAGUAGUUGUAUGUGGGACCUGCAUGAGUGCCAGUUUGUGUGCAUGCCAAGCGGGGGCCAAGUUUUUCCUGUGUGUGUGUGUGUGCGUGUAUGUAUAAAUACCUGUUGAACUGCCUGUAAUAUGCCACUUGUGUCUUUGUGUAGAAAGUUGUACAUUACUAUAGUACCCGGUGACGUGAAGGUCCCUCUCCACAGACGCUGCCAAUGAUAAACUGAUGCUGUAUAUGGAACAUGAUGUGACUGUAGAAUUCUUUAUGGUUGGUGGAGAUGAAUGCACAUUUCUCAAAGGAGCCUAGCUCCGCUCUCGUUUCCGUUCGGCUCUGAACGUGCCGAAUUUGAAUGGCGAGAGCAGAGACGAGACAACUGGACCACCUUCUUCUGCCACUGCCUCUACGUUGUGAUUUAAUGUCAUAUCUGUUUGUUUUUUGGGUUUUUGUUUUUUAAGUAAAUCUUGUCUGAAUACCA